Messenger RNA from Zootoca vivipara (common lizard), 1662 nucleotides. The record is from RefSeq and is a predicted model, not a curated record. NCBI's taxonomy places the organism in Eukaryota, Metazoa, Chordata, Lepidosauria, Squamata, Lacertidae.
AUGCUUCCCACCUGGAUUUGGCUGCUGGCCCUGGCGCUCCAGGGAGAGUGUGCAGAGGCCCAGAGCUGCAAGCCUGACCUGCGAGGUGCUGCUCGCAACCUGGCCAGAGGCCGCCCAGCCUGUCAGUCCUCCAUCUACUCACAUCCAAUUAUUCCAUCAGCAAGCAAAGCCAUAGACGGGAAUUGUGACGGGAACUUCUUCCAUGGCUCCUGCACCCACACCAACGCUGAAAAAGAACCAUGGUGGCACGUGGACCUGGGCGAGCAGUUUGCCAUCUCCACUGUGGUGGUGAAGAACCGCGAGGACUGCUGCAGUGAGAGACUCCUGGGAGCCGAGAUCCGUGUGGGAGACUCCGUGGCUGACCAUGGGAAGUCCAACCCCCUCUGUGGGAACAUCACCGACCCCAGACGUGGCUCCUUCACUAGCCUCAACUGCCAUUGGCUCAAGGGCCGCUAUGUCAGCGUGAAUCUCCCGGGAGAAGCAUCCACCCUGACGCUGUGUGAGGUGGAGGUCUAUGGGACGAAGCUGGUGUCUCCUGCCUCGCCCUUUCAACAGUUUGAAAACUGCAUCCUCUUAAGCAGGAUGCUCCUCACCUGGGUUUCGAUGCUGACCUGCCUGGCGCUCCUGGCAUGGAGUGGGGACGCCCAGAGCUGCAGGCCUGAGCUGCAAGGCAUUGUUCAGAACUUGGCCAAAGGCCGCCCAGCCUUCCAGUCCUCCAUCUACUCAAAUGUGAUUUUUACUGGAGGAAAGAACGCAGUGGACGGGAAUUGUAAUGGGUUCUUCAGCAAUGGCUCCUGCACACACACUAAUCAAGACCAGGACCCCUGGUGGUACGUGGACCUGGGCAAACAGUAUGCCAUCUCAGCCGUGGUGGUGAAAAACCGUCAGGACUGCUGCAGCGCGAGACUCCUGGGAGCCCAGAUCCGUGUAGGAGACUCCGUGGCUGACCAGGGCAAGUCCAACCCGCUCUGUGGGACGAUCACAGACACCAGCCUUGGAUCCAUCAGCACCUUGUACUGCAAUUGGAUCAAGGGCCGCUACGUGAGCGUCAACAUCCCGGGACGUGCCGAAUAUUUGACCUUGUGCGAGGUGGAGGUCUAUGGCACCAAGGUGGAUGACCAGAUGCUCAUCACCUGGACUUGGCCCCUGGCCCUGGCGCUCCUGGCAGCAUGUGGGGACGCCCAGAGCUGCAGAUCUGAAUGGCAAAGUGCUCGCAACUUGGCCAAAGGCCGCCCAGCCUUCCAGUCCUCCAUCUACCGACAUGAGAUUUUUACAGGAGGAAUCAAAGCCGUGGACGGGAAUUGUGACGGGUUCUUCGACUCGGGUUCCUGCACCCACACACAGAAGGAAAAGAACCCCUGGUGGUACGUGGACCUGGGCGAAGAAUAUGCCAUCUCCACUGUGUUGGUGAAAAACCGCCAAGACUGCUGCAGCGCCAGACUCCAGGGAGCUGAGAUCCGUGUGGGCAACGCUAUGGCUCACCGUAGCAAGUCCAACACCCUCUGUGGGACCAUCACAAACACCAGGCUUGGAUCCACCAGUGUCUUCAACUGUGAUUGGCUCAAGGGCCGCUAUGUGAGUGUCCAGAUCCCUGACCUUGAAGAGUACUUGACCUUGUGCGAGGUGGAGGUCUAUGGCAGCAAGGCAGAAGACCAGUGCUAG